This is a messenger RNA of Stegodyphus dumicola, 444 nucleotides long. RefSeq names its product THAP domain-containing protein 2-like. The record is from RefSeq and is a predicted model, not a curated record. NCBI's taxonomy places the organism in Eukaryota, Metazoa, Arthropoda, Arachnida, Araneae, Eresidae.
AUGCCAGAUCGAUGCUGUGUCCCAGGAUGCCAGUCAAAUUAUGACAAAGCUGGAACGUACGUUUCUGUUUUUAAAUUUCCAAAAGACGUUGAAAAGAAAAGUAUAUGGUGCAAGAAGAUUCCACGAAGAAACUGGUCGCCAUCUGCAAGAAGUGUUGUGUGUGAAAAACAUUUCAUUCAAUCGGAUAUUAUAAGAAUUGACGAAAUAUCAGACAAAGAUGGUACUAUCUUAAAAGUGCCAAGAAAAUGUCCAAAACUGAAGGAAGAUGCUUAUCCGUCUAUAUUUCCUAAUUGCCCAAAAUACCUGACGGAAAACAAACCUACUCCAAGAACAAGUAGAUCUGAAAAACUUGCAAAAUCAGAUGAAAUUGCAUUUCAGCAAUUUUUAGAUAAAGACCGAAUCAAAAGUUUAUUGAUUUUUGUGAACAAUUGGAUCUACGGAUAA